Molecule: messenger RNA, 546 nt
Organism: Paraglomus brasilianum
Lineage: Eukaryota; Fungi; Glomeromycota; Glomeromycetes; Paraglomerales; Paraglomeraceae
Source: the annotation of a GenBank genome assembly
AUGACCCAAGACCUUUUUGAUUCUUUAACAAAUGAAAGUUCAGUUGCUUCAUCAUCUAAGUCUACUGAUAUAUCCAUGACUCCAGAGAUAGAACCAUCAGACGAUAAAUCUAAAUCUCUAGAAAUUAUCGAGGAAUCAGAGAUUUCUCCUGACUUACUUGCAAAUGACGAACCAAAAAACAGCAAUGAAGAAACUCCCCAGCAGAUAUCAUACCCACCCGGAUAUUUGACCAGGGAGCAACGAGAGGUACGUCUUCGUAAAAAAGCCAUUGAACUUGGUGAAGAUCCUGACAAAUUCGUUACUAUUACUGAAAAAGAUAAGCUCGAUUCCAUAGCAUUCCGUGACAGAAUGCAGACUGAUGCAAAAAUGUGUGGUUUUGCAAAGGAGGCCGAAGAAGACCCCAGUGAAUAUAUGGAUAUGACGGUGCGAGAAAGAUUAAUAAGUGAAGAAAUAAUCCGCCGUUCUCUCGAGGAAGAUGGAUCACCUCAUCAUGGCUGGAUACUGAUGAGGAAUGGAAAAAAACGAUUAACAUACUCCAGGAAAAUG